AUGACAUCGUUUCUUUUAGUUUCCGAUGCUGGCGAAAAUGAGAAACGAAACGAUUUCUCACGUGAUAUUAUGCACUUUGGCAAACGAGCAUAUGGAAAUGGCCGCCUAGUUGCUUACGGUGGUCCUGCGGUCAGUUUCAGCUCCUUCAAAAAAAGAAUGAAAUUGGUUUUUUUUCAGUUUGAACGAGAUAUGAUGGCGUUCGGCAAGCGAUCGGGAGGAUUCGAACGAGAAAUGAUGAGCUUUGGAAAGAGAUCACCGCGUGGUUCGGAAUUCGAUCGGGAGAUGUUAUCAUUCGGGAAAAGGGACGAAUUUGAGCGCUCGAUGAUGGCAUUUGGACGACGAAGGAAAUGA
Messenger RNA from Haemonchus placei, 351 nucleotides. NCBI's taxonomy places the organism in Eukaryota, Metazoa, Nematoda, Chromadorea, Rhabditida, Trichostrongylidae. The record is from the annotation of a GenBank genome assembly.